This is a messenger RNA of Octopus bimaculoides (California two-spot octopus), 2695 nucleotides long. RefSeq lists its product as uncharacterized. Lineage: Eukaryota; Metazoa; Mollusca; Cephalopoda; Octopoda; Octopodidae. Gene Ontology annotation, cellular component: replication fork protection complex; nucleus. The record is from RefSeq and is a predicted model, not a curated record. Gene Ontology annotation, molecular function: DNA binding. Gene Ontology annotation, biological process: replication fork processing; DNA replication checkpoint signaling; replication fork arrest.
GCAGAUAAUUUUAGCGCCAAUUAGAAAUAUUUCCCUCAAACUUUAGUCGCGCUCCGGUUGUGACUUGUUUACUACUGUAUGGUUUUUGUUGCUGUUGAGGAACCAAAAUGGAAUCGAUUGGCUUGGAGAUGGAUGAUAUCUUUGGAACUACUGAGGAGCAGGGAGCUGAAAAUGAGGACAUAGGAGCUUUACAGAAUGAUGCGGAGGAAGAGACUGCUAAUGCAGAAGAUGAAAAUACUUUUGAUGCUAACAUCAACAAGAAACUUGCAAAAGGUGCUUCUAAGAAAGUUGUUCGAAAUCCUCGGCCUAAACUGAAUGAUGUUCGACUGAGUGGUGAAAGAGGAAUUGCACUAUUACCAAAACUCUUUAAGGAUGUGACAUUCAAAGGAAACGGUUACGAGGCAAAAGAUCUUGACAAAACUCUGAAGAUUUUGGAACACUGGGCUCACAGACUUUUUCCACCGAUGAUGUUUUCUGAUUGUCUUCAGCGUAUUGAAAAACUUGGGACUAAAAAAAGUGUUCAAUCAUGUAUUAAACGCAUCCGACUUGACAUGCCGGUGCUGGAUGAUGACUUUGUCUCAAACCAAGUCGAUGAUGACGAUGACGGUAACCCAAACAAUACUACAAAUGCGAUGCAAAUGGAUGAAGUAACUGCUGCUGAAGCUGCAUGGAAUGAAAUGAUGCGAUCACCAAACAACAACAACAACAACAAUAAUAAUAAUGGUGUGUCCAGUACAUCGUAUCUUACGUCUCCUCCUUCAGGCUUUUCUACUCCAUCAACCACCAACCAUCCACCAUCGCAAGUUACUGUUCUUUCUGUAGAAAUGAAAGAAAAGAUUGCCAGGAAUAGACAACUUGCUCUGGAAAGAAGGGCUGCUAGAUUAGCUGCUAACCAGAACACUCCCCAAAGACAGAAUGCUCCCCAAAAUGAGGAGAUUAGAUCUGGCAACCAGAAGACUUCCAACAACCAAAAUUCUUCUUUCACUGGAACACCUAUACCAUCUGACCAUUCUUUGGUAAACUCAAACAAUCCAGACCAUCUCCAAGAAGUCUCCACAAGGAAAACACUCUCCCAAGAAGAUGGUGACAGUUUCCAAAAGACAGUUUCUGGUUUUAAUGGCAAAACAGAACAAACACCUGGAUUGUGUGAGGGUGUGACAGACGUGGAUCAGUCAACUGUGGAAGAGAAUGGUGUGUGUCGGAGUGUGACAGACAUGGAUCAGUCAACUGUGAAAGAGAAUGAUGUGUGUGAGGGUGUGACAGACAUGGAUCAGUCAACUGUAAAAGAGAAUGAUGUGUGUGAUGGUGUGACAGGCAUGGAUCAGUCAACUGUGGAAGAGAAUGAUGUGUGUCAGGGUGUGACAGACGUGGAUCAGUCAACUGUGAAAGAGAACAAUGUACUCCAGGGUGUGACAGAUAUGGAUCAGUCACCUGUGAAAGAGAAUGAUGUACUCCAGAGUGUAACAGACAUGGAUCAGUCAACUGUGAAAGAGAAUGAUGUGUGUCUGAGGGACAAAUGCUGACUGUAAGAAAGCAGGCUAACUCAGAUGAAUCUGUACAAACUGAAUUCCAUCAUCUUUCCAUCUUGUUGCCUUGUCUGAAUAUUAAAUCUCCAUUAGAAUUCCUCUGCAGAAACAGAAAAACAAUUUUAAUCCUUUUGUUACCAAAUUCCUGUUUGUUUUUUUCUUUUUUGCUAAUGAAGAAUGUCAUUAAGUUGGUGUUUCGUAAAUAAAUGAACAUAAGUUUUGAUGAAAGGUUUUAAUUGAAAUCACUUUAAAAAAGGAAUUGUGUUUCAUGGGACCUAGUUUUGAUGGGUUUCAAUUCAAAGGAGUUGAACCAGUGAGAUUUGUUAUUCAUCUGGAACUAAUAACAAUACCAUAAAACUGUAGGUGCUGGUGUGACUGUGUGUUAAGAAGUUUGUUUCCCAUUCACAUGUUUCCAGGUUCAGUUCCAGCUGAGUGACAUCUUGGGCAAGUGUUUUCUACUGUAGCCUUGGGCUAACCAAAUCCUUAUGAAUAGAUUUGGUAGACGGAAACUGAAAGAAGCCUGUCAUAUAUAUAUAAUAUAUGAGGCACAAGCAUACGCACAUACAUGAGUGUGUGUGCUUGUGUUUCCUUGUCUGGAAAUGCUGUCCAAACAAGGAGAGGCAAUGAUUGUUGUAAAUGAUUGUCGUGGUCUUACAAGCUGUUAUUUAUUUCCAAUAUUCUGCGAGAAGACGUCUGGCCAUGGAGAAAUAUCACCUUGAUUGGAAACAGGUGAGGAUUGACAACAGGAAGGGCAUCCAGCUGUAGAAAAUCUGCUUCAAUAAAUUCCAUCCAACCCAUGGAAGCACAUGAUAAAAUGUGGCUGAUGAUGACUAAAUAAUUGUAUAAGUAGUUCUGUUCUAGUUUUUUGCUGCAGUUUGUAAGCCAUGGUAAAUGAUUCCUGCCAUGUCUUUGGUGAAGAUGGAUCCUUAUUCUUGUGUGGAUGCGUUUUGAUUCCAUCCACUCCCCUCCCUGAAAUGCUUAUUUUACCUUUUUUUGUCUUUGAAAUCCGUCUUCAAGUUUUAACACCCACCCUACUUUGUUUGUAAUUUUUUUAUUGUAUAUUUCUUUUCUCUUUUAAAUUGAUUUAUGGUUCUUUGCUGCAAACAUUAAAAAAAGAAGAAAAAAAAGAAUUUUUAAAACUUAAUGUUAUUAAAGAAAUAUAAAAUGUA